CUAUUUCCCAGAAGUCUUUGCGACUAGUGGCAACUGCAAGUCAGACAGUUAGCCGUUUGACAUCAGUUGAACAAUCCAACAUCAGUUAUUAGUCCUCAAGAUAUCUGCCCGCUGCAACGAUGAAAGAUGUUAUUGGCUACCUCAAACAACAGCAGAGCACCAGCUCCACACCGGAGAUGGCGGCACAGUGGCACAGUCUGGAGGAGUUGUACAACAAAAGGUAAAAAAAAAAAACCCUACUCACAGCUAACCUAACUCCUUUUGUCAAAGACCCCUGCUUCAAAACAGGAGAUGGACUCAUACAGCUCUAUGAAAAUUUCAUCAAUGACUUCGAACACCGAAUCAACCCACUGUCCCUGGUGGAGAUUAUCCUGUAUGUUGCUAGGCAGAUGUCAGAGCCAAAGGAUGCCAUCACUUUUCUCGAGAAAACCAAGGAAAAGGUGAAAAGCAGCGACGAAGCCGUCAUCCUCUGCAAGACGUCCAUCGGCAGCCUGAAGCUGGAAAUCAACGACCUUCCUGCCACAAAGAAACUGAUCGAGGAGGUCGAGGAAAUGUUGAAUAAUUUGCCGGGUGUGACAUCCGUACACGGUCGGUUUUACGACCUCAGCAGCAAGUAUUACCGCAUCAUUGGGAACCACGCCUCAUACUACAAAGACGCUCUGCGCUACCUGGGCUGUGUGGACAUCAGAGACCUCCCAGAGACGGAGAAACAGGAGAGGGCGUUCACGCUCGGACUGGCCGGACUCUUAGGAGAAGGAGUUUACAACUUUGGAGAGCUGCUGAUGCAUCCUGUGCUGGAAACUCUGAGGAACACAGACAAGCAGUGGCUCAUUGAUACACUAUAUGCCUUCAAUGGAGGCAACGUAGAGAAAUUCCAGGGCUUCAAGUCUGCCUGGGGCCAACAGCCGGACCUCGCAGCCCAUGAGGCGAAACUGAUGCAGAAAAUCCAGCUGCUGUGUGUCAUGGAGAUGACUUUCACUCGUCCUUCCAACCACAGACAGUUGACCUUCACAGAGAUCGCUCAGAGCACCAAGGUCCCCGUGAACGAGGUGGAGCUGCUGGUGAUGAAAGCUCUGUCCGUGGGUCUGGUCAAAGGCAACAUCGACGAGGUGGAUCAGAAGGUGCAGAUGACCUGGGUACAACCCCGAGUCCUGGAUCUGCAGCAGAUCAAAAGUAUGAAGGAGCGGCUGGACUCCUGGUGCGGAGAUGUGAAGAACAUGGCGAUGCUGGUGGAGCAGCAGGCACAUGACAUCCUCACCUAAGCCGCCCCCUCCUCCUCAGAGAGCGAAUCCCCCCCACCCCACCUGUGUCAAAGCUUUUGAUUUGACUGUGUUUUUUCUUUCUACCGGAUAUAUUUCUUUUGUCAUGGAUUACCUGUAAAAUACACCUUUUACAAAUAAACAUUACUGUUUUCAUCGCCUCAG
Messenger RNA from Cynoglossus semilaevis (tongue sole), 1424 nucleotides. RefSeq names its product proteasome 26S subunit, non-ATPase 13 (gene psmd13). Gene Ontology annotation, molecular function: structural molecule activity. Gene Ontology annotation, biological process: ubiquitin-dependent protein catabolic process. The record is from RefSeq and is a predicted model, not a curated record. The transcript has 14 exons. Lineage: Eukaryota; Metazoa; Chordata; Actinopteri; Pleuronectiformes; Cynoglossidae. Gene Ontology annotation, cellular component: cytosol; nucleus; proteasome regulatory particle, lid subcomplex.